Molecule: messenger RNA, 1448 nt
Organism: Drosophila miranda
Lineage: Eukaryota; Metazoa; Arthropoda; Insecta; Diptera; Drosophilidae
Exons: 1
Coding region: 82-975 (297 amino acids)
Source: RefSeq, a predicted model, not a curated record
UAGUAGUUUAGAAAUUUAGACAGGAACCGAAAACACAUUUCGGAACCUCCACAUUUUUUGGAAUCUACAAAAUUAUAGAUAAUGUGCGCCUGCUGCCAUAGUAGCUGUUAUGGCUGCUGCUUUCCUCCCCGCUGCAGGGAUACCAAGUUGGUAGUUAUCGGCAAGCACCGCAUCUGCAUCCCCAAGAAGAAAGAAAAAUGUAACUGUUAUCGGAAUCGUUGCCUCCUGGUGGCACUGGCGUACCUCUUCCGCUGCUCACAUGUCUCCAUGCUGUCCAUGCUCUGGCGAAUGGCGUGCAACGCGGGCCAGCCACUGAGAGGAUUCUCGCGAGACGCGGCCUGGAGUGUGAUGCAGGGGGUGAGAGCGCCAUUUACCGAAGUGAAUGACCAAGAGAUCUACGACAGUUUGUACGAUCGCUGCGGGAUGGCCAUCGAUCCAUUUGACCCGGACAACACCUACAAGAUGCUGCGCCUGAUGUUCAUCAACACGGCCCUAGGCCCGGAUCAGCGGAUGGGUCUCAUGCGCAUGCUGGAAAAGCUGAAUGAGUGUUCCUUCCGGCAAGUCAAUCUGGACCUGCUUCUGCAAACGCUCGCCUCCAUCAGCAUUGACGAAUUCGUCUACAGCCUCAUCCAUCAGCACAAGCUGAACGCCUGCAAUGACAAGCUAUCCGAGGAUCUGUCGCAGCUCUACGAACGCGUGGGCACCACCAAUAAGCACGCCAUCAUACGAAACCGCAAUCGCCGUGACAGUGGGAAGGUCGACGUGGAUAUGAGUGUCGACCCUGUAAAGGCGGCAUCCGACCUGUCUCGCAACACCCUAGUAUACUGCAUCCCUGCCUCAAGGAAUACCAACCCUGAACAAUCACGUUCAAGUCCCAGUGGCUGCCUGCGGUACGCCCCAAGGGGGAAGGACAAGCGGCGGAAAAAUAACAGCAACGGACUAAUGCUAAGUGGCCGCACGGGCACAGAUCCAUAAUUUUGUUCAUCGAUUCACAAAUCAAUCUACAUCUAUACAUCGUAUAUAUAAAAAUGGAGUGCAAAAUUUAUGUGAUUUGGCUCAAAUUUUGUUUCAGUGGUUCGUAUUCGCCAGAAGAAGGUUUUAGCGAAAGAACAUUUUUGGAAAACCCACUGGGAUAGAGGGUACGAAUGAAAGCAUACGUGCACUAGAGCGAGCAAAUUCAGCACAAAUAUUUUCCACCAUAUACCACACUCAUCCACAACUUUGCAGUCUAGAGAUUUUAUAGAGUCUGCUAAUUGGUAUACAGGCAGAAAGCUUAAGGGCUAACUUACACCUGAAACACACAGAAUUUCAUUAAUUUAAAAGUCGGCCAGGCGUUGCACAUAUCCCACACGGCAACUGAUGGCCGGUCAGAGCCAGAGCAUAUUUUAUAAAUAAGUAAAAUGAAUUUUCUCCAAACAUUUAAACUUGCCAAACAUCAGCAGCAGCAG